This is a messenger RNA of Apis cerana (Asiatic honeybee), 11713 nucleotides long. RefSeq names its product fibrillin-2. Lineage: Eukaryota; Metazoa; Arthropoda; Insecta; Hymenoptera; Apidae. Gene Ontology annotation, molecular function: calcium ion binding. The record is from RefSeq and is a predicted model, not a curated record.
AUAGUAACAUUUUAUUACAUUACAUUAUAAUUUAUAACGGAUUUUUUUUAUAAUUAUUAUCUUAUUAGAAGUGUUGUCCUAAAAAAUAAAUUUUAUUAUAUUUUCAGAAUUUAGAUUAGAAUUUAGAUAUUAACUUAUAUUAUUCUAACACAAUAUUUUUUUUAAAAGAAACCAACCAAAGGAGAACUCACCUCUGAAUUAUUCUAAAAGAUAAAUUUUAAUUAUUUUAAUCAUAUUAACACUUUCAAACUUUAUUUUAAUUCAUUCUCAUUCACGUAUUUUCAAUAUUAAAUAUUUAAUUCAUAUUCUCAAAAUUCCAAUACGAAGAAACCAAUCUAUUUCAAAAUUAUUCUAAACAAAUAAAUUAUAAUUAUUACAUAUCGAUAUCGAUUUGUUCAAACUUUAUAUUAUCUUAUUUUCACAUCAUUCUCACUCACCCAUUUUCAACUCUCAAACUACACCAUACUAUUCUCAACCAUUGAAUGCAUAAAGAACCAAUCUAUUUUCAGAAACUCGCCCUUGAAUUAUUCCAACUUCGAAUCUUAUCGUUUCAUUUCCAACGACCAGGUCUCCAUACCAGAAAGGAACCAAGAAAGAAAGAGAGGGAGCGAGCAAGAUGGACAGAAAGAAAGAGAGAAAGAGAGAGGCUCCUCCAAAAGAUCCGCGAUAAUCCCGCAACGAUUCCCCCGCGUUGAGGACACGGAGAGCACAACGUGUUUCACGGCGAACCGUGUAUCGCGUGUGUUGCCUAAUGGUGGAAGGAAACGUUAUCCAGAGGCGGGCAAUGGACGGGCAUUACUGUACGGCGUACCCUGGUAGGGCCGAGAGAAGUCAGCCUCCGGGAUAUGGACUCGUACUCAGUCUUCGAACUGGUCUCGUACCGCGCUCUAUGCAGCGUGUCACACAGCCCUGUGAACAGCGGCAGCUUAGUUAACAACACCGCGUGUUGCUCCGCAUCUUCGUCGAGUCUUUCGUUCACUGGACCUCUUGCGCUCGUCGUACACCAUCUCGUCGUUCACCGGUUUCUCGACCGACUCUUCGCACUCCGCGAGACUUAUUUUCGUAUCGUAGCUUCCGGAAAUCGCGUGGAAUUCUCGCGGAAAUUCGUUUCUCUCUCUCUCUCUCUCUCUACGAAUUUUCGUCCGGUUACAUUUCCUUUUUCGUGAAAUUUUCGUGGAAUCACUCUCAUUCAGUCUCAGUUUUUAGUGGAUUUCUGGCAGUCAUCAUUUGAUCAAUUUCUCUUUCGAAAAGAAAGGAAAAUAUUGCCAAGUCUCGAUCGAUAUCAACGGGAUCUUUCGAUCACCUGUCAUCCGGUGAGGAAGAAACGGAUAGAGCCGCAACGACAUCGACAAGUGGAUUUGCCGGAAACGAGUCUUCGACACGGAGGAUGACACAAAAGUAGAGCGAAGCUAGAAAAAAGAAGGCAAGACUAUGGAUCUUCUUCUCUUGAUCGGAUUGCUUCUCUUUAUAUCAGGAGUUCUCGGGGAUUGUCCCUUGGUGCAAGCGCCGCAAUGGGGAAGAGUGAGGGAACGAGUCCUUAAAGAUGGUACUUUACAGACCGUGUACUCGUGUGAACCAGGCCGUAGAUUGAAGGGUCAUAAAAUACUGACUUGCACCGCGGACGGUUGGAAUCAUCCCAUCCCGAAAUGCGUGCCUCACGACAACAGAUUCCGACACUUUCGCACCGAUCUGUAUCUCGGCGAUGAUCCAAUUUCAACGGUGGCGGGCGAGGAGAAGGCGGCGAGGGAUCGGGUGAGGGCGCGCAAGAGGAUCGGCGAGCUGAAGAAGCGGAGGAAGGCGAAGGAGAGGAGGCAGAGGAUGAGGCACGGGGGCGAGAAGUCGGCGGUCGAAUCGCCUCCGGCUUCGCCACGCGUUGCGUUGAAUGAAACAAUAAUGUCGAGGCUGGAUCUGAGCUGCAUCAUGAAAGCUCGAAGGAAAGGAUUUACCAAAGCUCCCCCGGUCGAAAACGCGUAUCCCGCCAAGUAUGCCAGAAGGAAAAGCGUUCUACCGCCGUACAAUCGAUACCUAGUUGCAGUUUAUGAGUGCACCGAGGGAUACGUUUUCGAGGACUCGACGACUGAUCGACUUUUCUGCAGCGAUGGCGCUUGGCUAGGCGCGAUUCCGCGUUGCGUAAAAGUGGAAGAAGCGACACUCAAUAACGUGAAACGUUGCAAUCAGGAUCGAGGAGGGUGCGAGCAUGUGUGUGAAGAUACUCAAACAGGCGUGAACUGCUCGUGUUUCGAUGGAUUCCGCGUCAAAGGAUCUUCCUGCAUAGACAUAGACGAAUGUGCCGAAAGUACAGCUGGUUGCGCUCAAAUUUGUCACAACGACCCUGGUUCCUUCCAUUGUGAAUGCCAUUCUGGUUAUCAAUUGGGAACCGAUAGCAAAUCGUGUCUGGACGUUAACGAGUGCCUGGUGAAUAACGGGCACGGGCCGUGCCAAGGCACUUGCAUCAAUCUCGAAGGGAGCUACGAGUGCAACUGUUCCGAUAUUCCUGGCCACAAAUUGGCCGCGGAUAAUCACACCUGCGAGGAUAUCGACGAGUGUUCGACCAACAACGGGGGAUGUUCCCAUGUUUGUUUGAACACGCCUGGAAGCGCUUUUUGCCUCUGCCCGGACGGCUUUUAUCUGACCAACGACUGGAAAACUUGCCAAGAUGUGAACGAAUGCGAGAAUGCAUCCAAGGUUUGCACGAAUAAUACUGAUUGCGAGAACACUGUCGGCUCGUUUAAAUGCGUGAGCAAGCCGCAAAAGAUGACCAAAGUUCUCCAGGACGAAGAUUACGACGCGGAGGAGGACGAUGAUGAUGACGAUUACGACGAGGAAGAGGGCAUCACGGAAAUUCCAGAAUUUGGCAAAUGCGAGGAUGGUUUCAGAAAGAGCAAAAACGGCGAAUGCAUUGAUAUCGACGAAUGCUCCGACGAAGGAGAGCUUCCCGGCUGCCAACACGGUUGCGUGAACGAGCCAGGCGGUUACUACUGCACCUGCCAUUUGGGUUUCAAGCUCGAAGAAGACGGUGUAUCGUGUCGCGACAUCGACGAGUGCAAGGAGGGGGUGAAACCGUGCUCUCAUGGCUGCAACAACACCGAGGGCUCGUUCGAGUGCACCUGUCCAACGGGAUUCUCCCUGAAGGAGGACAAUCUCACCUGUAGCCGAGCGAGAAGCUGCGAAACACUGGCGACACCCUGCUCCCACGAGUGCCAAGAGUCGGAGGAUGGGCCGAUAUGCGUCUGCCCGCGAGGUUAUCAGGUCCACGAGGACGAGGUGAGCUGCGUGGACACGGACGAGUGCGCUCUGAACCUGUGCUCUCACUCCUGCGUGAAUUUAGACGGCGGAUUCGAGUGCACCUGCCCCCAAGGUUUCCAAACAUUGGACCACGACAAGUUCAAUUGCACGGACGUGGACGAGUGCGCCAACAACGCUCACGAUUGCGAGCACGAGUGCGUGAACGUCCACGGGGGUUACGCAUGCGGUUGUCGAUCCGGGUUCACUUUGAACGACGACAACAGGACUUGUUCCGACGUGGACGAGUGUCUGGAGGGCACUCACAAGUGCGAGCAGGUCUGCGUGAAUUCCGUUGGGAAUUACACUUGCUCUUGCCGGGAGGGUUACCGGUUCUCGGACAGAGACGGUUUCUUCGAUUGCGUGGAUAUAAACGAAUGCGACGAGGGUCGGCACGGCUGUUCCCACGAGUGUUUGAACGAGGAGGGUGGAUUCAAGUGCGGUUGCCCGUUGGGUUAUCUGUUGGGGAACGACUCGAGGACCUGCCAGGACGCGAACGAGUGUCUGGAGGGGACUCACCAAUGCUCGCACGAGUGCGUCAACGUGCAAGGAUCGUACGUGUGCACCUGUCCACUCGGUAUGAUCGUGUCGGAGGACAAAAGGCUGUGCGUCCCCGUCGACCCGUGCCACUUCGCCAAUUGUUCCCACAUGUGCGAGAAGCAUCGGGACACCUUCGAAUGCAGCUGUCCCGAGGGUUUCGUCCUCCAGGAGGACGGGAGAACCUGCCAGGACUUGGACGAGUGUCUGGAGAACGAGCACGAUUGCUCCCACGAUUGCGCCAACACGCUGGGCAGCUACGAGUGCGUCUGCCCCGACGGUCUGACGCUUCUUCAGGACGGGCUCACGUGCGAGGAUCCGUCGUGCCCGGAGGGAUUGCGGCAGGACGAUAAAGGCAGGUGUCGGGACAUCGACGAGUGCCUGGAGCGAAACCACGAGUGCUCCCACAUCUGCGUCAACGAGCACGCCACGUACCGCUGCUCCUGCCUCUCUGGAUGGACCCUGUCCGACGACGGCGUCACCUGCGUCGUUUCAGACCCCUGCUCCAACUCGUCCUGCUCCCACGUCUGCCUCCCCCACGCCUCGGGCCCCGUGUGCGAUUGCCCUUCGGGGUACAAGUUGGCCGCGGACGGCGCCACCUGCGAGGACGUGGACGAGUGUCGGGACGGAUCGGCCAAUUGCAGUUUCUCGUGCAGCAACAAGGAGGGGUCGUACGCUUGCGAGUGCCCGCCAGGGUUCAACCUCGGCGAGGACGGUCGAAGCUGCGUGGACGUGGACGAAUGCGCGCAACGAGACCACAAUUGUCCCCGAGAAUGCGUCAACCUCGAGGGGACGUACGAGUGCGUGUGCCCUAUCGGGUACGCAUUCUCGAAAACGGAACUCGCCUGCGUGGACAUCGACGAGUGCGGGACCACGCAGCACGCCUGCUCCCACGCGUGCACGAACACCGUAGGCGGAUACAACUGCACUUGCCCGACCGGAUGGAGGCUGAAAGAGGACUCGCGAAACUGCUUGCCGUCCGCCGUCGAUCGCAAUUGCUCGCACACGUACGAGCGGGACGGCGAGGAGAUCCGUUGCGGCUGUCCCGAGGGGUUCGAGCUCGAGGACGACGAGACCACUUGCGGCGACGUCGACGAGUGCGCCGAGGAUCCUCACCCCUGCGCCCAUCGUUGCGUCAACACCAAAGGAUCCUACCGCUGCGAGUGCCCUCCCGGUCUACGGCUGAGUCAGGACCGAACCACCUGCCGGGACGUCGACGAGUGCGUCGAGGGCAACAACGGGGGCUGUUCCCACGACUGCUCCAACACCGAGGGCAGCUUCCUCUGCAGCUGCCCGAGAGGGUACGAGUUGAUCGAGGACGAGAAGACCUGUCUGGACGUGGACGAGUGCGCCGUAAAUAACAACGGCGGUUGUUCCCACGAUUGCACCAACACCGAGGGCAGCUUCCUCUGUAGCUGCCCGAGAGGGUACGAGUUGAUCGAGGACGGGCAGACGUGUACAGACGUGGACGAAUGCACGAGGAAAGAGGUCCAUGGGUGUUCCCAUCGCUGCGAAAAUUUGGACGGUGGAUACGUUUGCUCGUGUCCGGAGGGCUCGGCCCUUGGACAGGACAAUAGGACGUGCACGGUGGCGGCGUGCGAGUCGGCGCACAAUUGCAGCCACACGUGCGUGAACGUCCGGGAUGGCUACGAGUGCGAGUGUCCCACAGGGUGGGAAUUAAGCUCGGACGGUCGGACGUGCGAGGAAAUUGAUUUUUGCGCCGGUGGACGACACGGCUGCUCACACGAGUGUGUGAGCGUGGCGGGUGGCGGGUUUCAGUGCCGGUGUCCGGCCGGCUAUGUUUUGUCCAAGGAUAACAGGAGCUGCCUGGACAGGGACGAGUGCGAGGAGGCGGGGAACGAGGUGAGCAACGGCUGCUCCCAUUCCUGCGUCAACACGGAUGGGAGCUACGAGUGUGGGUGCCCGAGCGGGUAUCGACUGGCGGGCGAUCGAAAGACCUGCGAGGACGUGAACGAGUGCAUCGAGGACAACGGUGGAUGCUCCCAUCUGUGCGCCAACAUCGAGGGCGGCGUCGAGUGCGCCUGCCCGGAUAAUUACAAAUUGCUCGAGGAUGACGGGAAGACGUGCGUGGAGAUCGACGAAUGCCUGAUCGACAACGGUGGCUGCACGCAUUUGUGCCAUUACGAGAACGGCACCGUCUCCUGCUUCUGCCCGCCAGGCAUGAUUCUGGACGACGACAAUGCCACUUGCGCGGAGGAGAACAAGUGUUACGCGGAUAACGGCGGUUGCUCCCAUUAUUGCAGCUACGAGGAUGGCCGGGUGGCUUGCUCCUGCCCAACGGAUCUCGUAUUGUCCGAGAACGGAACCGUUUGCAUGGAAGAGAAUAGAUGCUCGGAGGGGAACGGCGGCUGCUCCCACGACUGCCGUUACGAGAGAGGGGAGACGUUUUGCCUGUGCCCGGACGACAUGAUCCUCGGGGAUGACAAGCUUCGUUGCGUCUACGCGAACAAAUGUUUCGUCGACAACGGGGGUUGCUCCGAUAUCUGCUCCUUCUCCAACGGGUCCAUCGCCUGCGAGUGUCCGUCCGGGUUCAAACUGUCGGAGGACGAUAACGCUACCUGCGUGGACGUCGACGAGUGUUCGGAAUUGUUGGACAAUUGCACGCACCGGUGUACGAACACGGAGGGCGGGUUCGAGUGCGGGUGCAACCAAGGAUUCAAAGUGAACCCCGUUGAGCCCGCUUUCUGCGACGACGUGGACGAAUGCGAGGACUCGAGCGCGGGAUGCUCCCAUACGUGCGCCAACUUGGUAGGAUCGUUUCACUGUACCUGUCCAACCGGAUACGUCCUGGAGAAUGACAAUAAAACUUGCAGGUUGAUCGACGGCUGCAAGCGGAACAACGGAAACUGUUCUCAUCAUUGUCACCACGAGGAAGGUAGCGAGAUGGUGCACUGCUCCUGCCCUCUGGGAUUCAGAUUGAAACAGGAUCAGAGAACUUGCGAGGAUAUCGACGAGUGCGAGGAGUUCGAGAAUGACGUCGAUCUGGGCUGUUCUCACAUCUGCGUGAACACGGAAGGGGGAUAUUAUUGCGAGUGCCCCUCCGGCUACAUCCUGUUGCCGGAGAACAAGAAAAAUUGUAUCGACAUGAACGAGUGCCUCAACGAUCGACACAAUUGCAGUCACGACUGCUUGAACCUGUUAGGGAGCUACGUGUGCACCUGUUACGAGGGCCACUACCUCCAUUCCGAUAAAUCCACUUGCCUGGACAUAGACGAGUGUUUGGAGAGAAACGGCGGCUGCUCUCAUCAAUGCACCAACACUAUUGGCGGCCACUUUUGCUCCUGCCCAACCGGUUACGAGCUUUCGCAGGAUGAGAAAACCUGUAUCGACGUCGACGAGUGUAAAACGGAUCUGGCCGAUUGCCUCCACGAAUGCGUCAACACGUUGGGCUCGUGGAGGUGUAUCUGUCCGGACGGCCACGCGCUUGCCAACGAUUCCAAAACUUGCGUGGACAUAGACGAGUGCAAGGUGAACAACGGCGGCUGCUCCCACGCGUGCCUCAACAUCGUAGGCGGCGUUAGGUGCAAUUGUCCCAUAGGAUUGCGGCUAGACGAGAAUGGUAAAACGUGCAACGACGUGGACGAGUGCUCGACGGAUAAUGGCGGUUGCUCGGACGUGUGCAUCAAUUUGGAGGGCAGUUACUCCUGCCAGUGUGCCAACGGUCUCCACCUACACAUCGACGCCAAGACUUGCUUGGACGUUAACGAGUGCGAGAUGGAGAACGGAGGAUGCUCCGACAAUUGCAUCAACGUGCGUGGCAGUUAUCGUUGCGAGUGCCCUGCCGGUUUCCGAUUGAAGGACGACGAAAGGACUUGCUCCGACGUGAACGAGUGCGACCACGACAACGGUGGCUGCUCCCACGAAUGCGUGAACGAACUUGGUGGCUAUCGAUGCGAUUGCCCGUUCGGCCACGAGUUGAGGAACAAAUCGUGCCACCCUGUAGAUCCGUGUGCCGAUAACAACGGCGGCUGCGAGCAGAUUUGCACCGCGAAGAAUGGCACGGUUGUGUGCGGUUGCAAAGAAGGCUUCCGCCUCGAUGAGAACGAUCCCCCGAGGUGCAGAGAUAUCGACGAGUGCGCUGGCUCGCAACAUGGCUGCGAUCAGUUGUGCGUGAACACCGUUGGAUCGUUCGAGUGCUCGUGCAAGCAGGGAUUCGAGAUGCAGAAUUCUACCUGUGUUGAUAUAGACGAAUGCGCCACAAUGGAUUGUAAAGGGUACGAGUGUAUCAAUUCUUACGGCAGUUAUCGCUGCGAAUGUGAUAUUGGUCAUCGAUUGGAGGGCGAUCACUGCAUAGAUAUAAAUGAAUGCGCGUGGAACAACGGCGGAUGUGAGCAUGACUGCAUUAAUACAGUCGGUUCCUAUGUAUGCGCUUGUCGACCUGGCUAUAUACCAAGACGAAGAAAUAGAAACCAGUGCCAAGAUAUAAACGAGUGCUUGAACCAUAACGGGGGUUGCAACGGUGGAUGCGUUAACACAGCCGGAAGUUACUACUGCACGUGCAAUGGCGACCUCGUGUUGGCUUCCGACGAGAGAACUUGCAUUUCAGCGGAAUCGAGAUGCCGUGCUAUGGAACCACCCCUGCAUGCAGAAAUCAGAUGUCCAGGUCAUUCUUCCGGGGCAAUGGAUUAUCCUGUUGGAGCCAGAUGUCAUAUACAAUGUCGAAGAGGUUUCAGGCUGGAGGGGCCGCACACGAGAUACUGCAUGGCCGGGGAUCAAUGGAAUGGGAAGGAACCGACUUGCAUUCAAGCAUCGAUCGUGACCGAUUCCCGUUACCAUUCAGACAUGCCACGACCGUUCGUCAGGUGUCCCCGAGACAUGGACGUGGAACUACCCGCAAGGCAGAACACGAUACGCGUCUCCUUCCCUCAGCCCAAGUCCAACAUGAACUGGUGGAGGUACGUGGACGCUUCGCCAUCAUGGGCUAAGCAAUUGCAAGCGGAUUUACCAGCAGGUACGACGGUCGUCACUUUCACAGCAUGGUCGCCCGUUUCGAAUUAUACUAGCACGUGCAGGAUAGUGAUCCGUGUUCGAGAUACUGAGAAUCCAAAAGUUUCGACGUGCCCGACAUCCUUUGAAGUGCGGCUAAGCCCUGGCGAGCGGAAUCGCUUAAUAUUCUGGCAGGAGCCAACGUUCACCGACAACGUCGGCGUCGAACGGGUCUACAAAACGAGGGAACCCGGACAACUGAUGUACCCCGGCAUUCACAACGUGCGCUACAUCGCUUCCGAUGCAGCCGGAAAUCGAGCCGAAUGCCAUUUCUCGAUACACGUACGAGAAUCCGAGCAUCGUCGAGAUUCCGAGAUUUUUGUUUCAGCGCAAAGAACUAUAAACUACCACCUGUCUCAAUGUAUCCUAGCUUAUAUCCACAUUAAACAUUAUGCACACUUUUCUAAAUUAUUAAUAUCGCAUAUUGAAAAUCCGAGCAACGAUUUAAACGUUCGAAUUUCAUCCGGAGCCAAGAUUUUAAACGUGCGCGUCUUUUCUUUUCCACUUCUUCGCAAAAAUUGCAAACUUAUUCGAGCGAGAAUGAAGUGGAUACGCGAAUCCUCGCGGAGGGAACACGUAAAUUCGUUGGCGUUGCAUAAUUCGACGGUGACGAAUACGGAUGGGUCUCGACGGAAAUCCGGCAUCUAUCGCGCAACUUGUGUGUCUUUUCCCUUCCGGUGGGUGGAAAAAUACCGAGAUAUCGUUGUUGGGGGAUGUUGUUCGCAACUAUUUCCACCCGAGAAAAUUUCAAAGCGCUUCCUACGUUUAUUUUAGUUUAUCGCGUGAUUUACGGGAGGGGAUUUUCUGGCCAAGUUGACAGACAAGUUUAUAGCCCGGCCUCGUGUUUUCUCAUGAUGGCAAGGGAUGGCUUCUUGUAAUGAAAAUAGCUGUAAACGCGAGAGAUAUUCGGUGAUUGAAAAUCGUGAUUAAUUCGUCUUUUCCUUGUGUUUUUUAUUUUUUUUGUAUAUAAGUCUGUUAUAUUAUCGCACGUUGAUAUUCGAGAAGCAUUUUUGAGAAAAGAAAAAAUGAAAAUUUCUAAUUUUUACUAUACGCGAUUCGGAUCAUCAGAGUGAAUUUUGUUAAGCCAGAUUAAUUAUCUAUGGAAUUGAAAGUAGAGAGUGUCAAAGAAGAAUUUUUCACUUUCUGAAAUUAAUUACUUGUAUCUUCUCCCUCCGUCCAAGCAAAAUAAGAAUAAUUAUUUUAACGAAUAAAAUGUAUAUGCUUUUCGCAGUUUCUUUCUCCGCUGUAAAAGAUGACGAAACUUUCUCGGUUACUUAAUACUACAACUUGUAUUAAAAUGAAUUAAAUUCUUAGAAACUGGAUAAAGUUUUGGAUUGAAAUCUUUUGGCAUUAUACGAUACGAAGAAAUAUUUAUCCUCGCAAGAUAACUGCACCGUAAUUCACAGCACGGUAUUAAAGCGUAAUAUUUAAAUAUCAAUUUUUAAAAUAAAUAACAUAAUUUGAAAAAUUCGAUUAUCGAAUAGAAAUACACGUUACUAUAUUUUUUAAAUAAAUAAAUAAUUCACCAAACUCUUCGUUUUUAAUUAAUGAAACAUCUCAAGUUUCCCUUUGUAUUUUGCGUUUUUAAAUUUAUUAAAAAGUCUUAAAAUUUUUAUUAUAAAUUAUAAGUAAUUAAAUCUUCCUUAUAAAGCGUUGAUCAUUAUUGAAAGAUUCCCUCUAUUGCUUCCCUUUCUUUUUAAUAUUCUAGCUUGCCUUGAUUCGAGCAAGCAAAAUUUUUAUCUUAAUUAAAUUCCAAGAACGUGCAACGUUCCUUCUUCCCCACAAAAUAAUUAUUUGAAGAAUCUCUUCUAUGUUUCUUUUCUUCCUCGUUUUCUUAGUUUAUAUUCCAGCGAAAUUCAAUUCUUUUUUUAUUUUUUUCCUCUUCCUUCUAAUAUAUCCUCGUACAGUUGCGAGGAGAAAAUUGAUUUAAUCGGUGGACACGGGAUCGUUUUAUUAAUGCGACAACAUCCUCGUUAAUUAGAAAUCAAUUAACCCACCUGUCGAUUAUUCGAAUACCUAUUAAUUAAACUCUUGAUCAUCUGUAUGCAUAAUAAUCGUGCCAUUAUUGGCAUGAUUAUCGGCGUAUCAUCGAAUUGAUAAAUCAUAUUCAUCGUUUCGCCAUACGAAGAUGUUAAUUAACGUCGAGAUUGACCAAUCGUCUUCUAUGUGAUUUCUUUUUUUCUUCCCUUUCUCUUAUUUUUCUUUCUCUUAAUUCCCUCGUCUCUUGAUACAUUAAUUUAAAAUACAUAUGAAUACGCUCGUAGAUAAAAGUUGAGAAGCAAAUGAAUCAUUUGCAAUUAAUUAUCAAUUUUUUAUAUAUAUUUUUUCCCCUAAGAUCAAUAAAUUGGAACUAAUGGAAUGUGUAUAAGGAAAUUUGCAAAAGAUUAAUUUGUAUUUUAUUAAUUUUUACCAAUAAGUACAUUGUUAUUCAGGAGAUAAUUACAUUUGCAUCGUUGAUUGUUUUAAAUUAAUAUUACAACUAAUAAUCACUUGGUAAUUAUGUUUUAAUAACAUUCAAAGCUGGGUAUUAUUAAAUUUAGAUCAAAGUUUAGAUUGAAUGUUGCAUUGAUUAAUCUGUUUGACUAACAUAUUUAAAUUAUAAUUACUAAUUUCUAAUUUAUUAUACGAACUGUAAUUAAUGUUGAGAUUAUUAUUGAGGAAUUACCAAAAGGAUAAUUAUCAAAAUCGUUUAAUCUAUCAUUCACAAAAUUAAAGAUCUCAUAUUUCUCCAUAUUCUCAUAUUUUAUCAUAAUAAUUGAAUUAACUCACAUUAUAAUACCAUUAUAAUACACGUCUACACUGAAUCUCAGAAUAACUCUCUACCCUCAAAGAUUGUAUCACCAGUAAUAAUUACACACGUAUAAUAAACCUACAUUUCAACCUCCAA